Messenger RNA from Cornus florida, 378 nucleotides. RefSeq lists its product as uncharacterized. NCBI's taxonomy places the organism in Eukaryota, Viridiplantae, Streptophyta, Magnoliopsida, Cornales, Cornaceae. Bases 1 to 378 code for a protein of 125 amino acids. The transcript has a single exon. The record is from RefSeq and is a predicted model, not a curated record.
AUGAGAUUUGGUAGAAAGAAAGGGAAGCUAACUCCUCGAUUCAUUAGACCUUUUGAGAUCAUAGAGAGGAUUGGGGAGAUGGCGUAUAGAUUGGCUUUACCACCUAGACUAUCUGCUGUUCAUGAUAUUUUCAAUGUCUCCAUGUUGAGGAGGUGCUUGAGGGAUGAAACUCAGGCCAUUAACUGCACAGAGGUCCAGAUUCGUCCUAAUAUAACCUAUGUUGAGACACCUAUUCGCAUUGUUGACAGUAUGGUGAAACAGUUGAGGCGAGCAGAGAUACCUCUGGUGAAGGUGCAAUGGAAUCAUCAGGAUGAGAGAGAGGUUACUGGGGAGCUAGAGUCAGAAAUCAAGGGAAAGUACCCACAUCUAUUCGAAUAA